AAAACGUGUGUGUGUGUGCCAAUCAUGAAUUGUCAUCAGAUACUGAGCGGCGCCUGCAAUGCGGGCGAUCGCUGUUACGCCGUCGGUUCCGUCGAGGGAAUUUCCUUCACUGCAUAUGCGGCUGGAUGCAAUAUUGUGAUCUUAGCCAACAACUUUGAGAGAGUUCAAAUAAUUCCUGGUGCAGUGCACAAUUAUAUUAGAAUCAGCUGUUUGGAUUGCAGCACAGAUACAGGAAAAAUAGCCGCAGCUUAUGAAAACCAAGUCUGCAUCUUUGAGCCAACACCACUUAUACACAGCACCUGUUCACACCAAUUAGAAUAUAGAUGGGUUCAAACCGGAAGUUUGCAAACAGAAUCGAACAUCACUUCCUUAUCAUGGAACUUGGAAGGAACAAGAUUGUUAACAGGUGGAGAACUGUUGCAAUUAUGGCAUCAAAAUAUUAUGCCAUUUCAAGAAGAACACUCAACAUUGCCUACUGCUACAAAACCGAAAACAUUACAAACAGAAGAAGCCAGCACAACUGGAAGCAAUCAUAAUGUUACAGCAAACGUUUCUCAGGAUCCUGGCGCGGUGACAUUUUCAAUCGGAGGAGAAGCCGAAAGUCCCGGACCUGGGGACACAUCUAGUGCAAAUGAUCCAGGUGGAUGGAAUUGUGUAUGGAAAUGCCGCACAGCCACACCAGUCCAUCUUAUGAGUUUCAGUCCUGAUGGCACUCUAUUCGCGACAACAGGAAUGAACGAUAGAUUGGUGAAAAUAUGGUUUGAAAACAAACAACUGUUUCCAGCAAGAAGCAUGGAUCAUACGAGUUUUUGUCAGUCUAUAGGUAGUGAUAAUUUUAGUUUCGUCUAUAUUGCACACCCACGUGCCGUAACGCAUCUUUCCUGGCGCAAGACAAGUAAAUACAUGCCGAAAGGUUCUGUAUCUAACAUGUUGGUUACCUCUUGCCGUGAUAAUAUAUGUCGAGUGUGGGCGGAAACAAUACCGCCCGAGAUAGAAGGUUUAGCUAAUAUGAGCCAGUAUGAAGGCUCCGACAGGCAUGGUCAUCAUGGCAAACAUCGUCAUCAUAAUAUGCACAAACAUCGAUUUAUGCAACGGCUGAAACAUAUGAAAACAUGUUUUCACAUUCGGCGACAUGCUAAGCAGCAGCACCAAGCUGGUCAUACAGCGCCGACUCUGCCAACGCUUCCGUCUACAUAUUCUGUACACGAUUUUCAUAACAAUUACCAAACGUCUGGUCAUUAUCCAGGAAUGCAUUUCCACCUGGCAGCUAGCAUUAAUGCAGAAACCGAUAUACCGCUAGUACCGAGCCUAAUUACCGGAGAUCCCGAAAGAGAACCGAAUUUUAUCAUACACUGGCUAAAUAACAAAGAAAUGCAUUUCACCAUGCAAGCCGAAAACAUAUUGCAGGAGUUGACUCGUAAAGUAGUGGAAAAAGAGGAAGGUUUGCAGCAUCAAGAUGCUGAACACGUAGAACAUGAUUCUGAGGAUGAAUGUGCAAAAAAGGGAGUCCGAGUCCAAACAGUUCAAAAACCAGCUGUUAGUGGUCGAUCGAUGAGCCAAGAAGAUCACAGUAGUGAUGAACACCACACUACGCAUACUACCUCAUCUCAUCACAGUUUAGCGCACAGUGCGCAGUCACAUCCGAGUCUGAGCAAUACAACCUCCAUUAACUCCAUAGCGACAGACGCGACGUCCACGAUGAACCACGUGCCGGAUUCGUUGGAUACAAAAAUCGAAACAUUGUUGCGCGAUUGGCAUCAUAAUCCGGACUUGCUGUUCUCGAUACAUCCGAUAGACGGAAGCUUCCUGAUCUGGCACAUCGAGUGGUUGGACGAAUAUCAUCCCGGAUCUUUUCGACAAGCGCAGAUCUCAUUCUCCACUCGCAUCCCGAACGCAUUUCCGCUCGGCGACGCGUCGACAAUGAGCCACAACGUAUCGAUGUAUUCUCACAACACCGGUGGACCUUUGCUGAAUAUACGAGAGGUCGCGAAAUCGUCAACCAAAACAACCGAUCCUGACGUCGCGACACCUCUGCCCAGUCUUAUAGAGCAGGAUGAGGAACAAUCUACUUUGACUUCAAAGGCGGGUCAAGAACUACUGAAGAACAUGGAAAAUACGCACGAUCAGAAUCAAGCGAAAGCUGACACUAGCGCGGAAAGUAAUAAAAACGGUCAAGACGCGGAUUUGUUAGGUCAUCCUAGUCCGAUUGUUUCUAUGGUAUCGAAACACUCGAACGGCACUUUGAAUUUGUGGCAGUUAACCUUUGCUGACAAAACCAAGUUUUCACAAGUAUUGAGUAUAGGACAUGCGUGCAGGGCUUCCGGACACCGCUUCCGCGUGAACGACAUCACUUGCCAUCCCGUUUUACCUCUGCUUGUGACAACUUCUCAUCAUAAUAUACCCGAAUUUUCUGGCUCGAUAGAAUCUAGCGAGAACAUCGCCAGCAAACACGACACUUGCAAAGACAAAGAUGUGAUGUCGCCCACUGGCUUUUGCAGCGAGUUGAUAUUGUGGCGGGUAGACGCGGUCGGGCCGCUAUCGAAGAGCGGCGGAGUUUCCGAAUUGGCGCGUAUUAAUUCGCCCGAGAUAUCGGCGUUUAGUAACGUGGCCUGGAUACCGACGUUAUUACCGAGCACCACGCUAGGCAAUUUAUCCAAUUCACCCAGCGCCUGCUUCGUAGCUAGUGAUGGUGAGUGUCUAAGAGUUUAUCAAGCUGUUAUCGACGCCCGAACGUUACUAGCCGAGGUUUCGAUCAGCGAGAGAAGAAGCAGGAUGAUGGAUUCCAUGGCCAGCCUCUCGACGGACAUGUCAUCGGAUGACGAUGUCAGGCACUCCAUUCACGAUAGAAUAAAAAUUGUGUCUCAGCAGUCGACCGCGAGACCGGGAUGCGUCAUACAGCUGGACGCUAUCGCCGAUGCCACUCACGAUUGGCAGAACACGCAGUUCCUUCAUGUCUUUCAGGAGCAAUUGAUCACGGGCGAGAGAAGCGACGAAAAGCUGCCCGGUAUCGAUACGUCGAGCAACGAUCUAGGACUGAUGGAAUCCACUCUGGACGCAAUGGUGGAUCUGCAGCAAUCGGCGAUCUUCGAAGAACCGUUUUACAUAGUUGUUCUUGAGCGCACGCAACAGGGCACCACUGUGCACAUGUGGCGAUUGGUGAUAGCGUCGCAACCCGAAACCACCGGCUUGUCGGGUUCGAUGAUGUACGUACCGGAUUCCCAUUUGGUUCAGGAUGAAGACGACGAGGGAACGCCUGGUAGAUUGAGCCACGCGGAAGGCAGACGAUCGCGCAGACCUAGUCAAACGGGUAAUCGUAGUCGUCGCGAGAGUCAAGCCGACAUGGACUCCACGUUUUUGCCUCGACGCCAUCAGAACAGCCACGUUCUCAUCACUACAACGAAAGUUUGCACUCAGGAAUUACCGUUGCCGGACGGAGUGGAGGUGAUUCACGCCGCUCCCGCCGCGGGACACUUAAGUAGUUCUUCAAUAUAUCCAGCGUGUUUCGCACCGUAUAUCAUUGUGACAGCGUGCAGCGAUAGCACUGUACGUUUUUGGAAAUGCAAAGUGACGAAAAAGCUGGACGACAAACUCGACUACGAAUGGUGCGAGUGGGAGAUGAUCAGAAAGGACCAAGAAUCCACUAUCGACAUUACCGGUCAACCGUUGAACAUAAGCGCUGCUUACAGCGGACGUAUCGCCUGCGCUUACAAAUACGGAAAGUCGUUCACACGUCCGACGAAAAGCGACCCGGACUCGCGCUACGUGAAUCUCUGUGUUGCUAUAUACGAGUGCGAGAGCACGGGCGGCAGCGAGUGGAUUCUGGAGGACACGAUACAUCUGAAAAACAUACAUCUGCCGCGUAUACCGGUGGAUCAGCAUUUGGAUCUUAGUUAUUUGUACGACAGCAGGUUCUUGCAGAAGAAGCAACGGCUUACUCAGGUACUGCAGACUCUCAGUCACGAAGACGUGAGGUCUUCGAGGAACGGGGAAAACGGUGAUUCCACGAAAGCUGGCUUGCUGGCGGUGCCGUCGUUCAGUACUCUGCAAUCUUUGCGAAAAUCGAUCAUAGAGAACGGCAACACUUGCCCGCUCACGCAGAAGCAUCUUGUUCAGCUUGAUUGGGUGUCCAAAGAGGAUGGCUCGCAUAUAUUGACUGUGGGUGUCGGUUCCAAAAUCAUGUUGUUCACUCCGGUGUGCUCGGAUCUGGCGCAAGCGAACAUGAAAGCGAUGAAGGAAUCGCAGAGCAACAACAGACCGAUACUGAGGAAGACGUCGUCGUUGGCUCAACCCCAAUUCGUCGACGAGAUCCGAUGGAUGAAGCUACGCAAGAUCGAGCUCACAACAGCGGACGGUUUACCGCCACUGCCGAUGCAAAUAUCUUGGGUGCGCGACGGCAUUCUGGUCGUAGGCAUGGAUUCCGAAAUGCAUGUGUACUCGCAGUGGAAGCCGAAUCCCAAAAACGACUGCUUCCAUUCGAAUCUGCAACAUCAAGAGUCCGACGAGUUUCAGGCGAGUCGAAAUUUGCGCGACGAGGAUCUGCGCACGUUGGCACACGAAACAUCUCAGAGGCGACUGGCGAACGUGUCUUCCAUGCCGCAUUUGUCGCGCGUCAGCAGCAUCAAUCUAACGAUGCUGGACGCCAAAAAGAAGCGCGGAAUACAGAACGAGAACCUGAGUUUCGAUUACAUGCCUGAUUACGGAUUGUUCGAAGCGUCGCGAAUAGCGUGUCCGGUUUUACCUCAGUAUCAUCCCAAACAGUUGAUGGAAUUGUUAAAUUCGGGCAAGAUCAGGUGGGUGAAAGCCAUAUUGGCGCAUUUGGUUCGAUGUAUAGGUAGUUCCUGCUCUCUGCGAGCCGACGACGAGAAUUUGGUGAAGCAGCGCGGUGGAUGGUCGCGAUCGCGAACAAUGUCAGUCAGCUAUGUGGGCACGACGUCGCCGCUAGAACCAAGAGGCUCGACCACACAGAUACCCGAGGAAUUGACGCUGGAUUACGCGGAGAUCACGUCUAUCUCCCCGUUACCGUUGUGGACUCUACUGAUGGCUGACAAAGAGACCAGUCUGCCACAUCAGCAGAACGAAGACAAGCACGAUUACAAUGAAUUGUUCGAUAGCAAUGUGGACGAGGGAGACUCGUUGGAUGAUAUGUUGGACGAGGAGUACGAAUGUUCGCGCCAGAAGGACAGACGAUCUUCGGUGCCGGAAAGGCAAGGCAUAUCUCACUUCGGCCCCAGACAAGGUCGAUUGCUGUCGCGUCUCUUGACGCACACUCAUCUUCCCGGACUGUCCAGUCUCGAUCAGAUGCAUCUGCUCGCUUUGGCGGACACCGUGUCGACGUGUAAUGUCGAUUUCGCGGAGAGAUUUGCGAUCGAUGCGGCGAAGAACGCAAUCGCCAAAGAAAAUCUCACAGGUAUUCCGGACGGCGAGACCGUGUCCACCGACUCGUUAGACGACUGCGGCCUCAGAUUUCUCCUUGCGAUGAAACACUACAAUUACUUGAUACGUUGCUUGCCGCUAGUGCAGAGAGCACAGUUUCAGAAACAAGGCAUCGCGUCAAACAAUCUCGUGUGGGCGUUCCACUCCGAAUCAGAGGAGGAACUGCUGGGUUUGAUUCCAUCGUACGCAAAAGGUCAACCGAAGUGGUCCGUGCUAAAGGAACUCGGCGUUGGCUGGUGGAUCAGGAGCAACACGGUGCUGAAGAAGUGUGUGGAGAAAAUAGCAAAAGCUGCUUUCCAAGACAAACAAGAUCCCCUGGACGCAGCUAUUUAUUACUUGGCGAUGAAAAAGAAGAAUCUGGUGUGGGGUCUAUUCAGGAACAAGCGAGACGAUCGAAUGACCACCUUCUUUUCAAACAAUUUCGCCGAGAACCGAUGGAGAAAGGCGGCUCUAAAGAACGCUUUUGCUCUACUCGGCAAACAACGAUUCGAUCACGCGGCAGCAUUCUUUUUGCUAGCUGGUGCGCUGAAAGACGCCAUCGACGUGUGUUUGAGCAAACUGAACGACAUUCAACUAGCGAUGGUGAUAGCCAGAUUGUACGAGAACGAUACCUCGUCUCCCAAUAUGAGAAGAUUGUUGUACGAAGAGAUCUUGGGUUGCGACAAGGACGGGCAAAAUCAGGACAUGAGCAGAGUGCAUCCCGAUCCCUUCUUACGUAGCAUGGCUUUGUGGAUUUUGAAGGAUUAUUCCGGUUCUCUCAACACUUUACUUUUGACCAAUGUUGGCCACAUGCAUCCGCAAUAUGACGACGAGUCCGACAAACCGGAGGGAACAACAGCGAAUCCCAAUGUCUUCAACUUCUACGUUUAUCUUCGCACACACCCGUUAUUAAUCAGACAGUACAUUGCGUCCACAGCACAAGACAAGAAGAAAGGACAUUCGGUAGUAAUCUCAGGAUUCAGUUACGGCACGGAAACCAAGAGUCAACCGGACAAACAGUUGUUAUUGGAAGAUAGUAUCACACCGUUGGAAAGACAACUAUAUUUUACAACAGCGCACGCACAUUUCAAAGCCGGCUGUCCAGCUCUUGCUCUCGAAGUUUUGUCCAAACUGCCUAAUAAAGUUUUGGAUACGAACGGCGAGGACUCUCCGAGCUUACUAAACAGCCCGAGCAAGUCCAGGGCUCAAGAUACUCAAAUAGAUACCGGUAUUAUUGAUUGGGGAAAUGAAUCGAAGGCGGUAAACAAUGAUAACGAAAUAGUUAGCUCAGUAGAUUGGGGUGCGUCAUCAUUUGAUUGGUCCCAGAGCGGCAGACGCAUGGACGAGGAUAAAUUAGAAUUAAAUUGGGAUGAUGAUGCGGGUGAAGAUGAGGAUGCCGAUAGUCCUCCUAUGAGUAUGAAACUUGAUAAAAAAGAGGAAAAGAAAGAAGAAGAUAACACACAAAAGGAUAUUGAUAAUGAGGACUUAGCAAAGACGGCUGGCCAAUUGGAUAUUAUGGCGCAACAAUUAAAAUUCGUGGCUUGCCUGAAAAUUUUAAUGGAGGAAUUGUCGACUUUAGCUACGGGUUUCGAAGUAGAUGGAGGCCAGCUGCGAUAUCAAUUGUACGUGUGGCUGGAACGAGAAGUAGACGCAUUGAGGCAACUUUGCAAUUACAGUACCAACGUAGACGGAGAUAUGAACAACGUAACAGAAUAUGAAGGCGGUAUGGUUGACGAUGUGCCGCCAUACAAGCCCGGUGAACAACCAACAUUACAUCAAAUAUUGGUGGCGGAGAAGUUGGACUUCGAAGCUAAAGUGCAAAGAGCUGCUAAGAGAAAGAAAUGGCUGAAAGCUAAUGAAACGUUGCUGAGAACAUUACUGUCUUACUGUUCAUUGCAUGGCGCAUCAGGCGGUGGCCUCGCGUCAGUGAGAAUGGAAUUGGUACUUUUGCUACAGGAAUUGCAACAAGAAAAGACUCAACAGCAAUUGCUCAGUCCUCUUCCUUUCCCUACUACCCUACCUCUAUUGAGUGCCAGCGUUGCUUGCAACAAAACCGUCGUAGCUGAUCCAGUUCGACAUCUGCAGUCUCUCGCGCAUGAUAUGCUGCAAACACUAGUAGAGCUCCGCAACCUGCCGAUGCCUAACAGAAAUACGCAUUAUUGCGAAGUAUUUAUUAUGAGAGACUUAGCAGUGGCGCUCAGUGCCUGUAUUUACCAAUCGCUUUGUGAUUCGGAUACAUUCGUAAUGAAGCAUCAUCAACCAGAUAGCUUCCCGACGGUCGCAGAAGUGGAAACAUUUUCGGGUGGUCACUUGGUAGCCUCAAACAGGUACCACCGACGAUAUUCAACGGACGAUGGUGUAUGCAUAACUACCUCACCUUCCAAGUGGCCGGGAGUGACGAAUUUACGAGCGUUGCUAGCUCGCGAGAAAGACGAGGACACCCCGAAACUCAAUAUUCUGCUCUGCGAAGCUUUUGUAGCAACAUACAUGAGUCUGUUUAUUUACGCUCUGUCAAGUUGCGACAGCCACAUUUUGUACAGGCUGGUCGGACAUCACUUCGACAACAACACAUGGGCGAGUCUGUUUGGUGGUGGAGUCAAGAAGCUGCUGCGCGUUGCGAGCACCACCAGUAGCCAGGGUGGUAACUCAAUCAGCGUCGAGCGAGCCGACAGCGUGGCGAGCGAGAUUCAGAACACCGCCAGCGGCAUGUGGAACACCAUGACGUCGCUGACGAAACAGCGCGUCAAACUUAACAUGAAGCUACUAGGACAAUUUACGGGUCAACAGCCGAAUAUGAAGGAAGAUAAACCUACGUAUAGAGAACAAUUUGUUUCGCCGCAAAUGAGUAUGAUUUCCUACUUUCUCAUGAAGCCACGCAUAGAGACUGAAUACGCCGACGAUAUUGAUUAUGAUUCUUCCGAUUCCGCCGUGUCGGACCUGGACUCUACGGACGACGAGGAAGACGUGUUCGAGACGAGUUCGAAACCAAAGAGCAAACCAAAGGAUAACACGGAACAUAGUAACUCUAAUUCGUACAGUUGGAGCGUAAUGAGAUUAGCGAUAGUUAAAAUACUGCAACAACAAUUGCAGGAUUUCCUAACUGUUGCCGGCAUAGAAAUGCAAGAAUUACCUGUAAGUAGUCCACUGGUCCAUGGUACGCUAGGCAUUGUCGCACAAUGGCAAGAUUCUUUACGCGAAGAAUUAGAAUUCAAAGGUCCGCCACCAGCGAAUUACAUACCAGGCUGUGCACCAGAUCCCUCUCCUACGCCGGGAAAACCAGCUAUACACAAAUAUCGAUCUUUGCUAGAGAAAGGAAACACACCCUUUAACACGCGAUUGGCGUCCGCAGCGCCUGCGAAUCGCUUAUGGUGUUAUUUAGUCAGACAAGAGUUGGUUCAAGAUAUCUUCAUUCGCGCGGUAUUCGGAAAACGAAGAUCUCUGUCGACAAUACUUGAAAGCAAUCAGUCGGCCGUUGAUGGUGUGCACCGUGGAACUGGAGAAGACAAGGGUAGUGAUAGUGGCACUACAAGCUUACCAGAACCAGUUAGGAUCAUCCAUAAAGAACAAGAUAGCAUCAGUGCCUUCUGUCUCAAUCAGGUAAAUCCAGGUUUAAUGGCCCUUGCUACGCCUCGAGAAGUACAGGAAAUGAAUAUUUCUCUACUACUGGAACUUCCGUCGUGGUUGGAAGAUGAAUGCGAAUUCGACAUUAUUAACUUAAACAAGCAGCCUGAUCCGGAACCUGUACAGCCAACUAGUUUCCUAGUUAUACAAACAGCAGCAGAUCGUCCCUUGUUAGCACAAAGCCCUCAGCAGAACAGUCCCCAACCACAUUCAGGUAUAGCCAGUCAGAGUGGACGUGGUGCAAGUGUGAUGAAGGGGAUGCCUGCUUUUCCUGGCUCCCACGACCUGCGUUUCUGUCAAUUUGUCGCUGAUAGGAGCAAACACUUGUUAAAGCCGAUUCUGAAGCACAAGAUCGACGGGAUCCGAAGAAUUUCUUCUCAUCCGCUCUUGCCGCUAUAUUUGACUGGAUCGCAAGACGGUUCCGUUUCGUUGUGGGAAUGGGGACAUCAGACGUCGGUCGCUACGCCGCGGGCACCGGGCACCUUCGCCAAAGUGACUCGCGUGCGAUUCUCCCAGCACGGCAACAAGUUUGGCGUGGCCGAUUCCGACGGCCACCUGAGUCUGUUUCAAGUGGCUUGUCGGGAAGGAACGGCUCGACCAUUCUUUACUUAUCAGUGUCACAGUAAAGUGACCUCGGACUUCGUCUUUCUCGGCGCGUGCAGUCUCGUGGCCACCGCGGGUCACGGUUCGGAAGGACGAAAUGUCGCGUUGUGGGACACGUUGUUACCGCAAAACAAGUCUCUUGUACAAGGAUUCACGUGUCACGAGCAAGGAGCAAGCGCAUUGAUCCUGGCACCGCAGCAUCAGUUGCUAAUCAGUGGCGGCAAGAAAGGUGAUAUUAAUAUAUUCGACGUACGACAACGGCAACAAAGACACAGAUUCCAGGCACAUGAGUCGGCCAUUAAAUGCCUGGCGCUUGAUCCGCACGAAGAAUUUUUCGUUAGUGGGGCAGGUGAUGGUGAUAUUAAGAUAUGGGGUUUGACCGUCCAUUCUCUCCUCUAUUCGUUUCCUGCUGAGCAUCCACGGUCCAGUUUCUUCAAAAAUAUAGGCCAGGGUGUUACUCAGUUACACGUAGACUCUGCGGGUCGAUUGUUCUCGUGUGGGGCGGAUGGUUCGAUGAAAGUGCGUCAACUGCCAGAACGCGAUUGUGUAAUACAAACGCUUUAUUAGAAUUAAAAAGCAAACUACGUGAAACACGAUGAAAGAGAAAAUAACCAUGUAAGUAUAUAUUAUAGAUUACGCGAAAGAGUCGAUAUUUAUUAAUUAUAUAUGUACAUAUAUAAUUAUAGUUUAUAUAAUCAUAUAUGUACAUAUGUAUGUAUGUGUGCACAAGAGAGUGAAAGCAAAUCGUUAAAGAAAUUUAUGCAAUUCAUUGAUAAUCGUUGUUGUACAAUAUACCCCCACUACUUGUACAUACAAACACUAUGUGCAAACGUUAUAGUUAAUCGUUUGCAUAGUUGGUGUUGUAACAAGUGCGCUAUAUAUAUAUAUAUGAAAACUGUUAUAUUUAUAAAUAUAUAUAUAUAUAUAUAUAUACACAUAGUUUUGUUUCGAGAAUUACUUUACUCUUAUGUAAGUAGUGAAUUCUGCACGAACAUCGUUGUUAUUGUCCAAACUUGAAGGAAAAGCUGAAAUGUACGUGUAUAUAUUUUAUGUAUACACACAAAUAUACAUGGAUGUCCCAAAUCUACCAAAAUUAUUUUAAUGACAGAUUUUUUUUUGGAACAUCUUAAAAUGAGAAAAUGUCACAUGAAUCCUAUAUUUAUUGAAUCAUCUUUUAACUGCUUGCUGCUUCACCUUACUCCUAACACGCAAGUGUCAGCUUUGUGAGUUUUAAUUGCGUACAAUUCGAGAACUCGUGACGAGUCUCAACAUUUUCGUAUUAAGGUGUUCCAAAGGCAUUAAAUUACUUUCUGGUAGUUUCGGCACAACUUGUACACAGUAUACACUCUUAGGUGGCUUAUUAAAGCGUUUUCCUUGUUUAAAAAAAGAAAAAAGAGAAAAAAAACCAAAGCAAAUAAUCGUAAAAACGACACUGUAUUUUUCUUUAGAAUAUAUGUAUCUCGUAUGAAGCAGCAGCAAAUAGUACUAAUGAUCAUUCCUUUCUCACAUGAAAGUAUAAUAAACUAAAUGAUUCGAUGAAGAGAUCACAUGUAUAAUAUAUAAUAAUCUUCUCGUAUUUUAAUAUAUAUAUGUAAAAAACUAUGUGUAUUUUAUAAAUAAGUUGAUGAGGUUAACUAUUUAGCUAAUGAUGUCUAAUUUUUGAACGACGAUCAAGCUGAUCUUAAUUACGAUCACGAUAUUGUAGUGAAAUGAGUUAUUUCGUUACGCGCUAGAGAGGGAAACCCCGGUUUUCUCGUGUAUUAUUUGUCGCAAAAUAUAGAGAGAAUGUGUGCAGACGUAAGUUAUUGUGUCAUAAAUAUAGUUCGAUAAAUUCAAACGAGUCCUCGUGUAUUGAAAGUAUUCUUCUUCGAUGCUUUCUCCCAUCGUCGGUAUUCUGCAGAAUUAUAAUAUUAUAUAUAUAUAUA
Molecule: messenger RNA, 11561 nt
Organism: Pseudomyrmex gracilis
Lineage: Eukaryota; Metazoa; Arthropoda; Insecta; Hymenoptera; Formicidae
Gene: Rbcn-3A
Product: dmX-like protein 2
Exons: 28
Coding region: 25-10203 (3392 amino acids)
Biological process (GO): vacuolar acidification
Cellular component (GO): RAVE complex
Molecular function (GO): protein binding
Source: RefSeq, a predicted model, not a curated record